Molecule: messenger RNA, 768 nt
Organism: Aspergillus heteromorphus CBS 117.55
Lineage: Eukaryota; Fungi; Ascomycota; Eurotiomycetes; Eurotiales; Aspergillaceae
Product: acireductone dioxygenase (Ni2+-requiring)
Exons: 3
Coding region: 80-616 (178 amino acids)
Molecular function (GO): acireductone dioxygenase [iron(II)-requiring] activity
Source: RefSeq, a predicted model, not a curated record
CGUUUAUAUUCGGGACGAAGACCUCGAGGCCUUUUGCUUCUUCUCUCUCUCUGUCAGGAACUGUUGAUUGUUGAGCAAUAUGAAGGCUUACUGGUACGAUAACAAGCCGGGCGACCAGCGCGAACCGCACGACGACGGCCGCCCCGUCGACGAAUCCUACCUCGCCUCCCUGGGCGUCUUCUACCGCUACUGUCCCUCGAUCGCCGACGUCGACGCCCUCGCCCUCGAGCGCGGCUACAAGAACCGCGAUGAGGUCACCGUGUCCCCCAAGACCAUGGGCGACGUGUACGAGGAGAAGGUGAAGAUGUUCUUCCACGAGCAUCUGCACGAGGACGAGGAGAUCCGCUACAUCCGCGACGGCGAGGGAUACUUCGAUGUCCGCGGCACGGAGGACGAGUGGGUCCGUAUUCGCCUGAAGAAGGAUGAUUUGAUCAUUCUUCCCGCGGGCAUUUAUCAUCGUUUUACGACGGAUGAGAAUAAUUAUGUCAAGGCUAUGCGCCUCUUCCAGGAGGAGCCGAAGUGGACGCCCCUGAACAGGAGUACCGAUCUCGAUGGGAACCCGCACCGCGUUUCCUAUCUCGGUACCCUCGGCCAGGCUUCUGUUGCUGCUGUCUAGGUGGGUGGUGUGGUGGCUGGGCGUCGGAUCGACUGGACUAUGACAGGGCGGGUUAACUCCGCCCUAGAUCAAGGAAAGGCAUGUAUGUAAGCUUGAAGCUGGAUGACUAUGUGAUAUACCAUGACAAUGACAUUUACGACAACUGUUUGAAC